Actinia tenebrosa (Australian red waratah sea anemone) is the source of this 1841-nucleotide messenger RNA. Its product is annotated as protein Red. NCBI's taxonomy places the organism in Eukaryota, Metazoa, Cnidaria, Anthozoa, Actiniaria, Actiniidae. The record is from RefSeq and is a predicted model, not a curated record.
CAAAGCUCGCCGGGAAGAUUAUCAAAAAACUUCACAAACAAGAUGCCCGAAGAAAGCGCUGUAUUUUCCAACCCUUUGGCGCCGCCAUCUGCUGGCAGUCAUCAUCACCAUCAUGGAGGACACAGCUCAGGAUCAAGCGCUGUGGAAAAUAUGACAAAUGCUGAUUUUAGGAAACUGUUGAUGACUCCUCGUUCUACCCCUAAGACUGCACCUCCUACGGUAAAGAAAAGACCAGAACUAGCUCUCAGUAAACCCAGGGAUUAUAAUGAAGAAGAAGAUCCCACGGCACAAAGAAGGAAGAAGAAAAAGUAUUAUGCUAAGCUUCACAAAAUGGAAGAAGAGAGAGAACAAGAGCUUGCACAGAAAUACAGGGAUAGGGCAAGAGAACGUCGUGAUGGACUUAAUCCUGAUUACCAAGCAACUGAUACACUAAGUGCAACAGCUAACUAUAGGGCCGUUGGACCAACUCAAGAAGAAAGUGACACAGCAGCUGAAAGAAGAAGGCUAGCAAUCCAGGAGAGUAAGUUCUUGGGUGGUGACAUGGAACAUACUCAUUUAGUGAAAGGUCUGGACUUUGCCUUGCUGCAGAAGGUUCGAAGUGAGAUCAAUGAUCUAGGGGAAGAAACAGUGGGAGAAGUGAUGAAGAAAGCUAAACACAAAGAUGGUGAUGAAGGGGAAGGUGAUGAAGAUGAAGUCCAAGAAUUCAAAACGAAACUUGGCCAAAAGAUAUACAAGGCUGUGUUUAAAGUUAAACCACCUGAGAAAAAUGAGUUAUUUCAACCAGGAAGAAUGGCCUAUGUUUUCGAGGUAGAAGAUGAAUAUGCCGAGACUGAUAUCCCCACAACAUUAAUCAGAAGCAAAGCCGAUUGUCCCGGCAUGGAGACCCAGACCACCCUUACGACAAAUGACAUAGUCAUAAACAAGCUUACCCAGAUCUUGUCAUAUCUACGACAAGGCAUGAGGAAUAACAAGAAAUUAAAGAAGAAAGACAAAGGAAAAGAAAAGGAAAAGGAACCAAAAAUAAAACCCCAAAGCAUUGAAGACAGCAUUUAUGGUGAAAUUGGAGAGUAUGAUCCCACAUUGACAACAAGGGAUUUACCUAAAAAAGAUAAACACAGGGAAAAGAGUAAAGAAAAAUCACAGGAAAAGUCAAAACACAGUGGCCGGGACCAUGACAGGAAGUCCAAGUCUGUUCAAUAUUUUGAGAAACCAAGCUCUACAGAGAAAGAGGAGUCCUUCUCUAGAAAAGAUGUCAAUGCUGCAGAAUUUGCCAAGGAUAUUUCUGAAAAGUUUAGAAAAAGGGAAAGAACAGAUAACUUGGAAAAAGGAGAGUCAAAAUCAAAAUCCAAGAAAUCCAAGCAUGAAGUUCCAGAUAGCUACAUGGAGUGUUACCCUGAUGCUGCUGGAGUAGCAUAUGAAAGUGAUGAUGAAGCUGAUUAUACCAAAAUGGAUUUGGGUAACAAGAAGGGUCCAAUCAAAAGAUGGGACUUUGAGAAUGAAGAAGACUACAAUGAAUACAUGGAAACUAGAGAAGCACUGCCAAAGGCUGCUUUUCAGUUUGGAAUUAAGAUGUCUGAAGGACGUAAAACCAGGCGCACUGGUCCAAAAGAUGAGAAGGCCAAGCUUGACAGGGACUGGCAACGUAUUAGCAGGAUGAUACAUGCACCAAAGAAGAAAGAGGAGGAUGAUCACGAAAGGAAAAGCAAGAGAUCCAAGCAUGACUAAUUUUUUUAUGAAAUUUUUUUACAGAAGUUCUUAAUUUUAUUGCUGUCAGCAUGAAAAAGACUAAGACUUACUAGAGCUGUAUGUCCAAUUUAAAUUAAACAAAUAUGCCUACUGAG